CGUUGGAUUGCGCAAAGGACAUGAAUGAUUGAGUGACACAACAAUCAAGAGACAUGGCACGUCAAUAAUUCCUUGAGGAAGCAUGAGGUUGCAGGUGGCCCUUGGUCUGUAAGGUAGCCCGUUGCAAUGGCUGGUGCCUUUUUUCAGUAGAGAAAGGCUCCAAACAACAUACAACAACAUCUGACGCGUGGAUGGAUGGUGUAUCCCUUAGACUGAGUGCGUCCGAAGAGAUAGAGAGACAGGGAGACAGGGCUGUCGAGUCGACACCGACUGUGUGUGAGACUUCCAUUCAUACAUACCCUUCCCCCCCCCCGCCCCCCGUCUGUCGUGCGGCUUAGUGUAUGUCUCCAUGAAUCAGCUGUGUUCCGAUACCAUUUGGGCCCCCUCAGUUGUCCUCCCACAUUACAAAAAGUCACAGCCCCAUUCCCUCAAUCCUUUCCACUCCAGCGGUUCGAGACACGAACGCAUGGAGUAACAGCAGCAGCCCUACGGUGAAGACGACCAACCAGAUUUGCGUCACUGGUGACAUUCUGCAAACACCAAUUUGGCAGACACCGUUGUCAUCACCUCCUCAUUUGUUCGCUUACUUACUCCUCGAGAAUGGCGGCGUCCUUAACCACCAAAACCGUCCAAAAAGCCAUCAACACCGCACAGGCCACUGGCAGAAGCGCACAUGAGGCCACCACCACAAGCAGAGAUACCCAAUACGCCGCCGCGCUGGGCUUCAUGUCAGGCUUCAAGAGGGCGAAAUACCGAGGCUUUCCCGUGCCGGGCUUUUUUGUGUAGAACCCCACGAUAGAGAAAAGCCCGAACAAAAGUGGAUGUUCUUGUUCAGCCGCCACUCUCAGGUCAGCCCCAGGCGGCAAGUAGACGGUGCCAUCGCCCAAGCGUGUUUUGCCAACCUCCCGCUCUUCCCUCGUGAUGUCUCCCCCUCCCAUGAUGUCGAUGCGGUACUUGUUGCACAUGGCCUGACGGUGAAAGUACGGGGCAGAGGACCUACGCCCGUGCGCUUCCUCUCGAACAGCAUCCAUGAAGUGCCUGUGAGCCUCCCUUGGACGAAUCCCAGGCGGCAAGAGAGCGAAGUAGCGCCGCCCCAUCUCGGUCUCGGUGUAGUAUUCUUCAGGAGCGUUCGUGUCUUCGUAGACAUUGCCAUCGCCACGGCGUGUCAGCCCAACCAUCCGCUCCGAGCCGUAAUGCAUGAACGCGUUGUUGGAGGGUGGGAGUGACAUGAUGAAGAUUUCCUGGUGGAGGGGAAGGGGAAAAGGUUUCGGUGAG
Messenger RNA from Vitrella brassicaformis, 1275 nucleotides. The record is from the annotation of a GenBank genome assembly. Lineage: Eukaryota; Vitrellaceae.